AUGGGGAAUGAUUGCUCAAGUGCAUGCAAUGUAUGCAAAAAUUCGGAAACUGUUGUAGAUGCAACUUCGUUUCCAAACGAUUUAAAAUAAUAUGAAAACUCUAAGAAUUUAGAUUAUACCAAUGCGUCCAAUCAAUAAUAAUAAUAACAAUCACUAUAAUAACAGAACUUUAGUUAAUUUUAACAUCAGCCUCUCGCGACUGAAGAAGUACAUUCUCCGCAUCCAGAACAGUUUAGAUCUAAUUCAUAAUUACAAUAAUACUUCUCAUAAGCUGACAAAUAAGAAACAACUAAUUAUCAUAAUGAUUAAAACACGCAUCCUGAAAGAAGACCACCCUUUACCUUCAGAAGCGGAGCCAUAUAUGAUGGGGAAUGGAGAGGUUAAGUGCGUGAAGGUUUUGGACUUUAAAUUUGGCCUGAUGGAGCCAGAUAUGAAGGUUAAUGGAAAGAUAAUAAGGCUUGUGGUUAAGGAAAAUUUUGGCAUGUCGAUGGCGACAUUUAUGAAGGAGAAUGGAAAGAGGAUAAGGCAAAUGGUUUUGGAGUUUAUAUACAUGUGAAUGGAGCUAAAUAUGAAGGAUAAUGGAAAGAUGAUUUAUAAGAUGGAAAUGGCCUUGAAACCUGGGCAGAUGGGUCUAAAUAUGAAGGUAGUUAUAAGGAAGGAAAGAAGCAUGGAUUUGGUAAAUACAUUUGGAAUGAUGGGUCUUCCUAUGAAGGUAAUUGGGUGGAUAACAAAAUCUGCGGAAGAGGAAUCUAUUGUUGGACUGAUGGCAGAAAAUAUGAUGGAGAAUGGUUAAAUAAUAAUAUGCAUGGUAGAGGUGUUUACACUUGGAGGGACGGUAGAAGAUAUGAAGGCGAAUAUUAAUAUGACAAGAAACAUGGUUAAGGAGUUUAUAUUUGGGCAGAUGGAAGAAAAUACGAUGGAUAAUGGGCUUAUGGAAAAUAAAGUGGUUAAGGAAAGUAUCAUCUUCCUGAUGGAACUAUCCGUCUGGGUUUAUGGGAAGAUGGAAAAAGAAUUAGAUGGUUGGAAGAAGAUGCAUAAGUGGCGAAAAAUAAUCAUUAACGUUACUGAUCUAACCAAUUUAUUUUUAUUCCAUAUAAAUUUCUAAGAAAAUU
Paramecium tetraurelia is the source of this 1112-nucleotide messenger RNA. RefSeq lists its product as uncharacterized. The transcript has 4 exons. The record is from RefSeq and is a predicted model, not a curated record. NCBI's taxonomy places the organism in Eukaryota, Ciliophora, Oligohymenophorea, Peniculida, Parameciidae.